Molecule: messenger RNA, 1209 nt
Organism: Lasiodiplodia theobromae
Lineage: Eukaryota; Fungi; Ascomycota; Dothideomycetes; Botryosphaeriales; Botryosphaeriaceae
Product: Nf-x1 finger and helicase domain containing protein
Exons: 1
Coding region: 1-1209 (402 amino acids)
Source: RefSeq, a predicted model, not a curated record
AUGACCAUGGCCAACAUGGAUGGCCAUAUGGACAUGGCCAAGCAUUACGACACCACAACUGACGGGAGAGUAGUUGGCCUCAAGCCAGCGCCACCAUUCUCUAAUGAUGAACUCAAGGUCUGCCCAACGUGCCGUGGCCCAUUCAGAAGCAUCUCGAGGUACGGCCGCAUUGUCCGUCGUGCGCUCUUGGACGAGUCGACCAAGAAAUUCAUCGUGUGGUCCAAUAAAAUUUACUGCGGACUGCAAUCACAAUUCCAAGCCGCACAAGACCAGCUCUCUGCCACCAGCGAGACAGUGGCGAUCGGCACUACAGCACCGGUCGAACUCCAAUUAUCUGGAAGCCCAACGGCACAGUUCAAACUGUUGCAGGAAACAGCGGGAGCAUUGAUGAUCCAAAGCCGCUACACUCAAGUCUUCCAGCUCCGCAAGAGUAUACACGCGCACGUCAAGAAGGUCAAGAAAGAAGAGCAGCCAUUCAAGCGCGUGCAUGAUUUCUGCCAAGACGCUCGGCGCAGGCGCGAGAUUACAGGCUCCUUCGACUUCGAUCAGGAAGUUCUCCAAACCCGAGCGCACCUCCUCGCCUCUGCCCUUCUCCUCCGUUGCGAUCUUGUCCUCAUUGCCGACAUCGUCAGCAUUUGGCGUGACAAGCUACCGGUACAUCUCCACGCCAAAGCUCUUGUCAAUCUGUCCGCUAGUCGUACCCGCUGCCUCGAGCUGCUCGCCAUCGCUGGCGCCACCAACAGCCCCGCGCAGCAGGUCGAAGCCCUCAUCGCCUACGCGCAGCUCAACGCCAUCGAGCGACCGUUCGCCGCCUCGCCGAACACUCAGGAUGAACUACGCGAAGAAGCCCUCAUCCACAUCACUACCGCUCGCGCCCUCUGCGCUGUACACCCGGGCAGCACGGCCGGGUUGUCUGACGAAGUGGACACGGUGGAGCGGAUGCUGCGUGCCGAAACAUUCUUUAGUGUUGUUACGUCCGAGGAGCGACGUGCGGUACUGGCAGCCAUGGCGACGGAGUUUCGUGGGACGGGACAUUGGUAUUACUGCGAGAACGGGCAUCCAUUCACAGUCGGCGAGUGUGGCAUGCCGAUGCAGCAGACGGCUUGUCCACAGUGCGGGGCACCGGCUGGUGGCAUGGAUCAUGCGCCUGCGGCUGGGGUGAGGAGGGCGGAAGACUUGGAGGAGGAGUUGGAGACGCUGCAUUUGUAG